AACAAAUCGAUGCAGCUAUUGAACAAUUAAAACAACCUAUUACAUUAUCUAAUCCACAUUCAUGUUGGUUACAACUUCGACAGCUUUAUUCAAUGUUACAUCCUACUGGUAAACGAUCAGGUACAAUUCAUGCUAUGAAUCAAAUAAGUCCAAAAUUAGCACAAAUUAAACAUAGUGUUAUACCAAUUCCAGACGAAGAUGGACAAUUUCAUACAAUUCAUAGUGUUGGUCAAACUGUUCAAGUAUUACCAACAAAAACUCAUCUUCAUUUAGAUGAAUGUAUUAUGGAAUUAUUAUCAAUAAUAAAUGUUAUGUUUACAAAAAUAAAUCGAAAUGAAUUAUGGUCAUAUGAAGCUAGAAAUUAUUCUGUUAUACCAUUACCUUCAAGAAGUAGUUUAAUUCAAUGGGUUGAAGAUGUAACAUCAUUAUUUACACUUUAUAAACGAUGA
Messenger RNA from Rotaria sp. Silwood2, 449 nucleotides. Lineage: Eukaryota; Metazoa; Rotifera; Eurotatoria; Philodinida; Philodinidae. The record is from the annotation of a GenBank genome assembly.